CGCCCCCUCGCACCCGUUUAAUUUCCUGGCGGGCUGGUGACGACAUUUGAAUGUUUACAGUCUAUAGUUUAUAAUACUUUCUUUCCAAAUGAGUCACUGCUUUGCAUAGCGUAACUUUAAUAUCGCAGCGAAGAUAAGAGUUGACGGGAGUUAAGAAACUAGUGUUUGGUUGAAGAGAGACAUUUCUACCAUUCAUGUUGUGAACUGGAUUCCGCCAAUAAUCUGAGAUGGAACAACCGGAUGAUGUGGAGAACCUUGAAGCUGAUGCUGCAGUGGAUGGCCAAGGUCCUGAAGGACCAAAUGGAAUGCAGGACACAACCCCAGUAGACCUACUAAGAAUAAAAGAACAGAUGUUCAACCAGUGCGUUGAGAUAUCCGCACAGAUCAAUGCAGUGGAGAACAAAAGAACAUGUAGCACAUCUGAAGCGGAAUAUAACUUGGCUGAUAAUGUCACUGCGUUAGAAGAGACAAAAACGGAGCAUUUUAUCAAGACUCUCGCUUUGCACAGAAUGCAAAUGGGGCAUGCCAUCGCCGAAAAACUUCAGCAAAACAAUCCAGAAUCUGAAUCGAUAAAAGCAGUAAACGAUCGCUGCAUGGCCCUUUGUUCACAAAUAAAAGAUCUUCAGCAGGAAUCUAGAGAUAUGGGGGAUCAAAUCACAGACAUAAGGAAGAAGCGACUCGAGCUGAAGCAGCUCACACGUGAUCAGAUGAAAGAGAUGGAGCUUUUGAAGAAAAAGUACGAGCCCCCGGAGUUUGAGAAAUACAAAGCUGCCCAGCAGAAAGGCCAGUCCAACUUUGAGAAGUACAAGACCAUGACAGUUUUGACUCAGAACGUCUUGCGGGGAAUUAUUUUAGCCUGCAAAAUCAAUUGGUUGGAUGACCCCAAACUCAAAGAUAUUGGCAUGACCCUAGAAGAUCUUCCCAUAACAGACUGAAGAAAAAGGUUAUUUGCAUAUUUAUGAAUUGUCACUGUAUAUACUGGAAUAAAAUUAUAGAAAGAAA
This is a messenger RNA of Gadus macrocephalus (Pacific cod), 1002 nucleotides long. RefSeq names its product centromere protein H (gene cenph). The transcript has 10 exons. Gene Ontology annotation, cellular component: kinetochore; nucleus. Gene Ontology annotation, molecular function: kinetochore binding. The coding region runs from base 228 to 935 and encodes 235 amino acids. Gene Ontology annotation, biological process: mitotic spindle organization; kinetochore assembly; chromosome segregation. The record is from RefSeq and is a predicted model, not a curated record. NCBI's taxonomy places the organism in Eukaryota, Metazoa, Chordata, Actinopteri, Gadiformes, Gadidae.